Paramisgurnus dabryanus is the source of this 2732-nucleotide messenger RNA. RefSeq names its product cell division cycle 37-like 1 (gene cdc37l1). Lineage: Eukaryota; Metazoa; Chordata; Actinopteri; Cypriniformes; Cobitidae. The record is from RefSeq and is a predicted model, not a curated record. Gene Ontology annotation, cellular component: cytoplasm. Gene Ontology annotation, molecular function: protein-folding chaperone binding; heat shock protein binding. Gene Ontology annotation, biological process: protein folding; protein stabilization.
UGACGUGCCAGUGCGUCUGUGAAGGGUAGUUGUCAUGAGGAGCUAAAAGUGGCUGUAGUUAGGACUGCUGAUGUUAUAACCUGAAAAUAACCCCUUCUGUUAGCAUCAACGGCAACGAUUCGUGCAUGAUUUAAGGAUCAUACGCUUUAUAAACACUAGGACGCGAUUGGAAGCUUCAGGAGUUAAAUCAGCAACAUGGAGUGGUUUGAUGAACAGGACCGAAAGAAGACAGACACACACCCACACGAGAAGCCAGUGCAGCCCAGUGCAGACAGCAUGGCUUCCCUGUGCCCGAGUCAGCAGCACUGUGUAAAGGCCUCCAUUGCGUGGCAGCUGGCGGAGGCACAAGACCGACUCUGCGGUUUGGAGCUUCACAGCUCAGAGUCUGUUGAACAGGAGCACGCCCGAGCUCUGGCUUCUUCCACUGAACUUUCACAGAACGAACUGGAAUGGAGACAAAAGGAGAGAAUGCUGGGAAGAAGUCCAACACUGUGUCCGGAGGCCAGCCGAGAUGUGUUUGACAAGAGUAUCAUAAACCGUUCACAAUGGCCUAAUGAAACCGAACACGAUAAAAGCCAAAGUUUUGUCCAGCGUUACGAGGAGCUCUUGAAACAUUUUGGUAUGUUAAGGAGGUGGGAUGAUAGCCAGCGCUUUCUAUCAGAGUACCACCAUCUCAUCUGUGAAGAAACAGCCAAUUACUUGAUCCUGUGGUGCUUUCGGCUACAGGCAGAACAAAAAGAGGCCUUAAUGGAGCAGGUGGCACAUCAGGCGGUUGUCAUGCAGUUUAUUCUGGAGAUGGCCAGAAACACCCAGCAGGACCCGCGAGGCUGCUUCCGUCAAUUCUUUCAGAAAGCCAAAGCUGGACAGGAGGGAUACUUGGAUGUUUUCCACGCAGAACUUGUGGCCUUCAAGCAAAGAGUAAAGGAGUACACUAUGAAAUCUAAAGGGGAAACCCCAAAGGAGACGGCACACCAGAACACUACCCCGGGUUGUCGCCUUGAUCCUAAAGAAGUUUUAGAGUCUUUGCCUCCGGAUUUGAAAGCGUGUAUCCAGAUGCAAGAUAUGCAGAUUCUUCAAAACGUGCUGAGCUCCAUGAACCCACAGGUGGCAGAAUAUCACCUGAAGCGUUGUUUGGAAGCAGGACUUUGGACAAAUAUACCCAGAGCCUCUAAAGAGGAGAGUUCAGAAACGGAUGAAUGGAGAAUGAUGGAGACCUAGCAGACCUCAGUCCAUAGAGAAACAUCAGUAGGAAAUGCGCUUUAGUUCGGGAGAGACGUGAAGAUAAAGGGCUGCGCUCAAAGACUUCCGUUUCGCAUCCUUGCCUGAACGUGUGCUGCACUUUAUAUUUGUUUAAAAGAGGAAACUAUUUAAAUAAAAUACAGGGAACUGUAUUUUGAGGCAGUUAUAUUUUUGUGCACAUUUUGUUGCUAACAUUUUUGUCAACUUAUUUGAGCAGUAGGACGUAAGUAAUAGUCCAAAAGGAGGAUAUUUUUUCUUUGCUGUUGUGCAUUUUGGUUUGAUCAUUGAUAUUUGACAAGCGUGGAAAGGCUUCGUUUAAAGCCAUUUUCAAAAUUCACAUUUGUUUUUACGAGGUUCACGUAACGUUCAACUCUCACUGCUGCUAUCUGCCAAAUGUUUUGUGUUUUAUGAGUUCAUGGACGCGAUAGAUUACAGAAAGCUUCCUGCAGAUAAUGAAACGGUGUAGUGAAACAAGAUUACCCCAUCUUUAUUUGCAAUCCCCCACUGACCAACAACAAAGACAAGAAAAACAGCAAUGUUUUAUUACUUUGAAAUUAAAAGAAAUUUUACACCAUAUCAAAAUGUUAACUGAAUGAGCAAGGCCAUGUUAAUAUCAUGAAUUUGACUUUGAAAUGUCAGUUUUGCAUAUACAUUAUACAUCACAACAGAUUGCAGAUGUGUUGUUUGCUUAACACAGAGACAAUUUACUGUUACCGGCGUAUAUACGGUAAACCCAGGAACUGUGAUAUUAAAUUGUGGAGUAAUGAUAACUGUGCAAGCUUUACAAUCAGAUUAAUAUGCUAAAUUCAAUCUUUACUACAACAGUAUUGCAGACCGAACUGCUAAAAAUGUUUUAUUUCACUGUAGUUGUUGAGGUUUUAUUGUUAUUGUACACUUGUAUGGCAAGCAAUAACAUAAGUACAUUUUAGGGCUUUUCACACCUGAAAUUGUUAACCCUGGGUUAUUCUAAAACCAGGGUUAACGGAAUCCUGGGUUAUUUUUUUCAUGUUUCACACUGUUCAAACUUAACCAGGGGUUAAGAGAUAACCCUGGGUAUUCAUAAUUUGACAUUUUACACUGUGCAUUCCUAAACCCUGGGUCAGGAGUCUCCAACCCAGUUUCAACACACCUGUCUGUAAUUAUCAAGCCUUGAUUAGCUACUUCAGCUGUGUUUAAUUAGGGUCAUAACAUUCUAACCCUGCAUCGUUUCACACUGCAUGCGUUUGGCACCAAAAUGCGGGGUUAACACCACAAAUGCGGUGCUAACCCUGCUCCUGAGCAGGGUUUCAUAACCCUGGGUAAAAAGCAGUGCUAACACCGCUUUCAAAUUACAGGUGUGAAACGCUCCUUAACCCAGGGUUAAAAGCAGGGUUUAGAAUGAAGAUAACCCAGGGUUAAGCGCAGUGUGAAAAGCCCUUUAGUUUUAGUUAGCCUAUCUGAUUUGAUUUGAACCGUUUUCAUGGGCAGAUUGAAAAAUAAACACAUUAGCUGGU